GAUGGCAGCCCCCGCACUAAACGAGGAAAUACAAUAUGUUUCGUACUAUAAUUUUCGUCCUACAUUAUUCCAUGGCUAUGUUGGUCCAUUUGUAAUAAUAUACGCCAUUUGGCUUUACGUUUUGACGGCGGUGUAUGGACUUGAGGAUUAUUUUGAAGCCGGUUUGAUAGCUCUAGCUGUCAUCGGCGUCUUGCAGAUUCUCGUGUCUCUGUUUUGUUUGUGGUCGGUGCAUAUCAGAUGUAUUCUGACAUGUUCAAAAGUUUCUUCACCAGAGAAUGCCAGCUGGGUUAAAGUGGUACCAACACCCAACAAUGGCUCAACAGAAUUGGUUAAGCUAUACAAAACUAAGGAGAACGGGGAGGAGGAGCUAUGGUUCAUGUUCCAGAAAGCCAAGUACCUGUGGGACGGAGCAGAAAAGAAGAAAUUCCUCCCCCUAGUUUUCCCUGUAAACCAUACAAUGGCUCACUACAUGGACUGUAAGGGGUUGCAGGAGGAAUCAGAUGUUACGCACGCAGAGAACCUGUUUGGGAAAAACAUGCUUGAGAUGGAUAUCCCGAGGUUUAUGGAAUUGUUCCAGGAGAGGGCCACGGCACCAUUCUUCGUGUUCCAGGUGUUCUGUGUAGGUUUGUGGUGCCUGGAUGAGUAUUGGUACUACAGCGUGUUCACUCUCUUCAUGUUGAUUGCAUUCGAAGCCACGCUGGUACAACAACAGCUUCGCAAUAUGGCCGAGAUACGCAAAAUGGGCAACAAACCGUACAUGAUGAAUGUUUACCGCAACAGGAAGUGGAGACAUCAGCUGACCACCGACCUGGUGCCAGGGGAUAUUGUUUCCAUAGGCCGUUCACAGGAGGACAGACUGGUACCAUGUGACCUACUUUUGCUGCGAGGCCCCUGUAUUGUGGAUGAGUCCAUGUUGACAGGGGAGUCAGUACCAGUCAUGAAGGAGGCUGCAGAGAUCCUGGAAGGAGACCAUGUACUUGAUGUUGAAGCUGAUGGCCAUCUUCAUGUACUGUUUGGGGGGACCAAGAUCGUACAGCAUACACCACCCAGCAAGACUGCAGCUGGCAUGAAGGCAACAGACAAUGGGUGCAUAGCGUACGUCCUACGGCACAGCUUCAACACAAACCAAGGGAAGCUUCUCCGCACGAUCCUGUACGGAGUGAAGCGAGUGACGGCCAACAGUAUUGAGACGUUCUUCUUCAUUCUCUUCCUGCUCAUCUUCGCCCUUAUUGCGGCAGGCUAUGUCUGGAUCAAGGGUACUGAAGACCCGGACAGAAAUCGAUACAAGCUAUUCCUGGAGUGUACUCUGAUCCUGACAUCAGUUGUGCCCCCUGAAUUACCCAUAGAACUGUCCCUUGCCGUCAACACCAGUCUUCUGGCCCUCACAAAACUGCUUGUAUACUGCACGGAGCCGUUCAGGAUCCCCUUUGCUGGCAAGAUAGACGUUUGCUGUUUUGACAAGACAGGGACACUGACAGCUGACAAUUUGGUAGUGGAGGGAGUGACUGGCCUUAAGGGUAACGAGAUUCAGUCAGCACUAGACUGCCCAACAGAGACGAUCCACGUGCUAGCCUCAUGCCACGCCCUUGUUCAACUAGAGGAUGAACUGGUUGGAGACCCCCUGGAGAAGGCCACACUGAAGGCUGUAGACUUCUCACUCACCAAAGGAGAGACAGUUAUAUCCCAGCGAAAGAAGAUGCAUGGGCUGAAGAUUUUCCACCGGUUCCACUUUGCGAGCGCUCUGAAGAGAAUGUCUGUGAUUGCUGGGCACACGCCCCCAGGAUCCAUGGAAACAGAGCAUAUCGCCACAGUGAAGGGGGCACCAGAAACCAUCAAAACAAUGUUGAAGACUGUGCCUGCUGACUAUGACCGUGUGUACCUAGAAAUGGCCAGACGGGGAGCUAGAGUAUUGGCCCUUGGACACAGAAGGCUCGGCAACCUCUCACACCAACAGCUGAAGACCAUUACCCGAGAUGAUGUAGAGAAGGACCUGCAUUUCUGUGGGUUUGUGGUCAUCUCAUGCCCACUUAAGACAGACUCCAAGACGGUCAUCAGAGAAAUACAGAACGCCUCACAUCAUGUUGCCAUGAUAACAGGAGAUAAUCCACUGACAGCCUGCCAUGUUGCCAAGGAGCUGCGGUUUACACGGAAACAGCACACACUCAUUCUACAGUCACCAUCACAGACUGUCACAGAAUGGGAAUGGCGAUCCAUAGACGACAAUGUAACAGUACCUGUAUGGCCGGCUGGAGAUGUCAGAAAGCAACUGGUGGAAGAAUAUGACCUCUGUUUAACAGGAGAGGGUGUGACAUAUCUGAUAAAGGAACAGCCAAAGUUGUGGAAAAUAGUCCUGCCCAAUGUGAAAGUGUUCGCCCGUGUUGCUCCUAAACAGAAGGAGUUGAUAAUUACAUCACUGAAAAGUCAAGGGUUUAUAACCCUGAUGUGUGGAGAUGGUACAAACGAUGUGGGGGCCUUAAAGCAUGCUCAUGUUGGCGUUGCAUUGUUGGCAAACGCCCCUGAGAGGAUGCCGGAGAAGAAAGUCAGAAGAGAAGAGUCUCCUGCUGAUGCGGGCCCGUCUCAGAGUCCUGCAGACAAGCUUGCUGCCCGUGGGUCUUCAGGCAAAGCCAGCAGGGUGGCCAAACAACGGGCAAUAGCCCGCGGUGAUAAUAUGGCUCCAGCACAGAAGCGGCUACAGGGCAUGCUCAAGGAGAUAGAGGAGGAGGAAAAGGCUUCUAUUGUGAGGCUGGGUGAUGCCAGCAUUGCCUCCCCUUUCACCUCGAAACUCUCAACAAUCAUGUGCAUCUGCCACAUCAUCAAACAGGGCCGGUGUACACUUGUGACGACUCUCCAGAUGUUCAAGAUCCUCGCCCUCAAUGCCCUCAUCCUCGCCUACUCCCAAAGUGUUCUCUUCCUGGAGGGGGUCAAGUUCUCCGACACACAGGCCACCAUGCAGGGCCUCCUAUUAGCCGGAUGUUUUUUGUUCAUCUCAAGGUCAAAGCCCCUAAAGUACCUGUCAAAGCAGCGUCCCCUGCCGAAUAUCUUCAAUCUGUACACCAUUCUCACCGUCAUGUCCCAGUUUGCCGUCCAUUUUGUCUCCCUCGUGUAUCUCGUGCAGGCAGCUCAAAUCAUUUCUCCUAGGGAGGGUAAAAUUGACCUUGAGGCCAAGUUUGCGCCCAAUCUACUAAACACCACAGUCUACAUCAUCUCCAUGUCGCUACAGGUUUCCACAUUUGCUGUCAACUACAAGGGUGAGCCCUUCAUGGAGAGCCUGUUUAACAACAAGCCAAUGAUGUACAGUAUAUCCAUCUCUGGCGGGGCAAUCAUCGCCCUGGCUAGCGGGCUUAUGCCAGAGAUGAACGAGUAUUUUGAGCUUGUACAGUUACCUGAUGAAUUCCGUAACACAGUGCUGGCGGUUGUGAUAGUAGAUAUAGUCGGGGCUUUUAUGAUCGACAGAAUAUUGCAGCUGCUAUUUGGAACAGCAAAAGUUCGCCGAAGAUAAUGAUGUCUCAGAUGACUUAGAUUUUUUAAUUUUUUUUAUCAUUGUUGAGAAAUUAACAAUGAAUUGGUUUUAGAUUUCAAAAAUCUUUUUGUAUAAAGUGUUCAACUCUUACAUUGAAACAACUCAUAUUCCGGACAUUUGUUGCGAAACUCAAGAAUGGAUUCAUGCAUCUCAUUCAUUUUUGUUCUUAAAAAGAGGUGAAAGUGUAAAGUCAUAAGCAGAUGCUUGAUAGGUUAGCAGAUUACUGUAGGUAUUUAUUGAAUUGCCAAUCAAGUGGUAAGGCUUUUAGUGUGGUCACACGCUCAGCUCUCCACGCUCAGGUGGUUUAGUGUGUAUCAAUAUGGCAGCCUCAAAUGCUCAGUGUUUUUCUCAAAAACCUUUUUUAUUAAUGUUAAAAAAUGCAUUGAGGCUAAAAUAAAAUAUCAUAUAUACCACCCCCAACAGCCAACCUAAAAAAAAUCAUCUCAACCUAAAUGAUUUUAGUGCUAAAAGUAUAUUUUUUAUUUUGUACAGCCAAGCUAUGGAGAAAUCAGUAAACCCUGUUAUUUUGGGGGGAAAUUAUAAACAGAACUUUAUCGGUUUCGUGGGAGUGAAAACAGAGAAUACUUUAAGGUCUUGCCAGAGGCAUCGUCUUUCUUAUCUUCAUUUUUUUAAUAUAGCAAAACGAGCUACAUUGUAAAUAAAGUUUUGGUCACUCCAUUUGGUAGAAACCUUUCACCAAUCAAGCAUAUCUUUUGUCACCUUUGAUGGACUGCUUGUACAUGUGUGAUAUGGUAAAAUAUUUUAUGGGGUAAUAUUUACAUGAAAUACUCGAAAAUAUAAAAAACACAGAAUUCAUGGUACAACUUUAAUUCGUCAAAUAUUCAUCGAAUAUUAAUUUGGUGUCAAAAUGAGUGCAUCUAUAAAUGUUUCAAAUAAAUUGUCUACCAUUGCAUAUAUUUUCCUGCGAUAUUCGUCUGUUGGCUGUUGAAUAUGCUUCAUUGAAAAAGAGGGACCAUUCAAAUGCAUUCAAAAUCAAAAAUAAGUAUUGGAUGAUAUGAUGUAAUUCUUAGUCUAUCUAAGAAUGAGAUUGAUUCCUCUCUGCCAAAUGUUCCAAAUAUGUAUGUAACAGCAGGAAAUGAACAUGAAUAAGAGACAAUGCUGAAUAUUUUCAUUAAUUUGAGAUUUCAUUCAAUAAUAUUUUAACUUUUCUGUUUUUUCGGAAAAAAAUAAUCUAGGUCUCGUCAUUGCCUUAGUGUCGUUGUGCAUUUUUUUACCCUGUCCAAAAGUCCUUACAGAUAUUCACAUUAAACUUUGUGUUCAUAUUAACAUAAACAAUACACAUGCAAAGAAAUGCACAAGUUCAUCAAGGCCAUUACACAUGUACUGCCAGAUUCAACAACCCAUGUAUAGCAUGGGUCAUUACUCCUGCUUCAAUACACUUGCUUGUGUCCAGUUACGACCUUGUUCAGCUAAGAGUAAACAGACAGACAUGGCAUUCACUCCACAGUCCUCUGUUUCCUCAGAACUUUAUCCAUGAAUAUACUAUUCAGACUAACUGCACAGAUGUAUGUUCCAUGUACAAUGUCCUAGUCAAGGCCAGUUGCUUAGCUGUUUCUCAUCCAGUCUAGGCUAAAGAUACAACAGCUAAUGGUAAAAUUUCAGCAGGUAUUCUUUUAAAUCCUAUAAACUCGGUUUAAGAAAAUUGAGCAACCGGCCUUUUAUGUUAUAGAUAUGUAUAUACAGGGUAAAAACAAAUCUUGCGACAAUGCUUUUAAAUAUCAAAAUUUCAAAACGAAUAAUUAUCAAGUGCUAUACAACUUUGAAAAUGUAAACUCUUACCUACCUAAAUAUGUAGAUGAACUAAUAUUCAUUAAAAAAUUUAUUAGUGCCAAAACAUAUUUCUAAUGGGUAGCGGUCAGUUGUAAAAAGUUACAAAUUGAUGCUAUUUUAAUAUAAAAACGGCUUGACGGAGUCAAAUUUCAGGAAUUGACCAAGAUUGUGUGAGUAUUUGAAGAUUACAUUUAAUUAAACAGAGAUUUGAUCAUGUAAACCAAACCACUAAAUCUGAAAUACAACGCCACUCGUUUGCAUGGUGUAUGUAUCAUUUAGGUUUGUUCAGUGGUAAUGUGUUGAAACAAAAAUAAAUAAAUCAUUCAAUCAAGCCCUAAUUUCCCUGUUUAAACAUAUGUAACUGUAGACAAAUUUGUUGAAAAUUGGAUUCUUAACAUUGUGUUGUUGUUGUUAAACAUUCCCGUGGCCUUAUCGUCGUGGUUAUAAUUAAUGUGUACUUUAAAUAGGACAAAGAAUGGUCUUUUUGUGACUUCAAGUCUUACCUCUAUGUGUUUAAGACGAAUAGAACAUUAUGUCAUUAACAAUAAGUAAUUUUGAUAGCAGAUUUUCUCGCUAAGAAUCCCCUUUUAUAUGAUACAUGUAUAAUACAAGAAAAAAUCUGACAUGAAAAGCUACACAUAUUUAAGGUCUGUAGCAUGUGUCAAUACUUUUUGCCGAGUAUAUAUGAGGUUUGGUCGAGGAGUAAGCAGAAUUUUGUUGAAAAUGUUUGAAAAUUGUUAUGUUGAUGAUUAUUUGAUUAUGUUUUUCAUCAAAAGGUGCAUUUAGAUGUCUGGUAUCCAUGACAACAUACAUAUGUGUACUGGAAGCAGGUUAAAAUUAAUUUAACAUGUGUGAAAAAGAUAAUAAUUUGGCAGGUUGAUAUGGCAUUAAAAAUGUGGAAUAAAUAUCUCAUUUUGAUAUCUUUAGCUGAAAAUUUGAAGAUGUUAUCUUACACAUUGGGCCAAUUGACCAAUUUGUUCAGAACUUCGUUAAAGUUAACAACGUGAUUAAUCACUUGUUGUUAACUUUUAAACAUGAAAUAUUUUAUGAUGAGCUCACAUAUUCAAAUAUAAACAAGUACAGCUGAAACAGUUGUCUCAAAUCUUGUUAGAAAUACAGGAGAUCACAAGUAAAACUUGCAGAGCAGUAUCAAUAUGAAUGCUAACAACUAUAACAUUAUAACUUUGUUGACUUGAACAAAGUUUUUAGCAAUCGGCCCAAUAACAAGUAAUCAUCAAGUUUCAAUUUUUUUAAUUUUUGGGGGUCGGCUAAGAUCCUUGUGUCUAACCACUACGGUGGAUGGCUGCAAACUUCACAAACAACCAUCAAAUACUCUGUUUCACGAUUUAAAGCUAUAAAUAUUCAAAGGUAUGCACUUUUAAGAUUAUAAAGUAUCAUGAUUGCAUUUGGCACAAGGCUUGCACUUUCAAGAUUAACAUUGAUGAAGUUGAAGAAGUCUUAGUUAAACCAUUUGGAUUUCUCUGCCAUGUUAAAUGUUGAAACCUAUCAAAACCAUUGUACAUGUUAUAUUCAACUCUGUUCAGUACCAUUCUAGAAUUUAUUUAUUGACAGUUGUAAAUGUUGUAAAAUAAAGAAUGAUCUACA
Messenger RNA from Mya arenaria, 6916 nucleotides. RefSeq names its product endoplasmic reticulum transmembrane helix translocase-like. The transcript has 26 exons. Gene Ontology annotation, molecular function: P-type ion transporter activity; ATP hydrolysis activity; ATP binding. Lineage: Eukaryota; Metazoa; Mollusca; Bivalvia; Myida; Myidae. Gene Ontology annotation, cellular component: endoplasmic reticulum membrane. The coding region runs from base 2 to 3499 and encodes 1165 amino acids. The record is from RefSeq and is a predicted model, not a curated record. Gene Ontology annotation, biological process: intracellular calcium ion homeostasis.